Trachemys scripta elegans is the source of this 1839-nucleotide messenger RNA. Its product is annotated as scavenger receptor cysteine-rich domain-containing protein SCART1-like. Gene Ontology annotation, cellular component: membrane. The transcript is spliced from 6 exons. The record is from RefSeq and is a predicted model, not a curated record. Lineage: Eukaryota; Metazoa; Chordata; Testudines; Emydidae. The coding region runs from base 1 to 1839 and encodes 612 amino acids.
AUGGCCCCGCUGUUGCUUCUGGUCGCCCUCCUGCUGUCCCUGGGCGGCUCAGGCCACUUCGCCCAGCCCUGGCUGCGGUACUGGGGGGCAGCCGCCUUGCGGCACCUGCAGGCAACUCAGUGUGCCCCGCGGGGCGGCCCCCAGCCUGAGUGUCCCCCACUCGGCGCCUGCCUGUCCCUGCCACAAGGCACGGGCGCUGCUCCCCCGCGGCGCGAACCGCAGCAGCCCCAGGGUGCUGAUGAGCUGAGGCUGGUGAAUGGAGGCAGCCCCUGUGCCGGGAGAGUGGAGAUUAAACACCUGGAUCAGUGGGGGACGGUGUGUGAUACCAACUGGGACAUGGAAGAUGCUGAGGUGGUUUGUAAGCAGCUGGGAUGUGGAUCUGCUGUCAGUGCCCCUGCCUGGGCUCAUUUUGGAGAAGGAUCUGGACCGACUUGGCUGACUGAAGUUGAUUGUGGUGGUGAUGAGUCAGCUCUCUGGGACUGCAGACAUGAAGGAUGGGGUGCACUCCCCUGCUCUCAUUCUAUUGACACUGGAGUGAUCUGCUCAGGACACAUUGAGCUCCAGCUGGAUGGAGGGGACAAUGCCUGCUCAGGACGUGUGAAAGUAAGACGUGGAGACACCUGGGCUACAAUCUGUGAUGCACACUUUGAUCUCAAAGCUGCCAGUGUUAUCUGUAAUGGACUACAGUGUGGAACAGCUCUAUCUAUCCCAGGAGGAGCUCACUUCGGAGAAGGACAUGGACCAAUCUGGCCUGAGGAAUUCCAUUGUGUAGGGAAUGAGUCACACCAUGUGUACUGUCCCAGGAAAUCACAUGGGAGUCAGACUUGCUCACAUGCAAAUGAUGCCAGUGCCAUAUGCUCACGAUUCCGGCUGGUGAACGGCAGCACAGCGUGCUCAGGGAGGGUGGAGAUCCAGGUUCUUGGUGCCUGGGGAACCCUCUGUGACUCACGCUGGGAUUUACCAGAUGCCAACGUUCUCUGUCAUCAGCUCGACUGCGGAUUCGCUGAAUCAGUCCCAGGAGAAGCGUAUUUUGGGAAAGGAACCGGCUCUGUCUGGACAGACACAUAUCACUGCAAAGGGACUGAACCCCAUUUGAGCCAUUGCCCUGUUACUGCCCUGGGGGCCUCUCAGUGCUCACACGACAAUGAUGCCAGUGUGAUUUGCUCAGGUCGUUCUGAAUCACUCAGACUGCUGAAUGGAGAGAGCCGGUGUGAUGGGAGAGUAGAGAUUUCCCUCCGUGGUGUGUGGAGCAGAGUGCUGGAUGACCAGUGGGACAUGAAUGAUGCCAGCGUGGUGUGCAGGGAGCUCCAGUGCGGAGUCGCGGAGAAAGCUUUUAACCCCCCUAAGUCUGAGCAAGGAACAGGCCCCGUGGGGCUGAGAAGGGUCCAGUGUGCAGGAAAUGAGACUCGUCUGACUCUCUGUGACAACUCCAUGUCUGAGUCAGCCCAGGCAGGAAUCGCUGCAGAUGUCGGUGUCGUUUGUUCAGGGAGCAGGCAGAUCAGACUUGUGAAUGGGACAGGUCGCUGUGCUGGGAGAGUGGAGAUUUAUUACAGCGGCAGCUGGGGGACAGUCUGUGAUGAUUUCUGGGACCUACCGGACUCCAGUGUCGUCUGCAAACAACUGGGAUGUGGACAUGCCAUCAAUGCAACUGUCUCUGCUCAUUAUGGGCAAGGAUUCGGGCAGAUCUGGCUGGAUGAUGUGAACUGCUCGGGGAAUGAAUUCGAUCUCUGGGCAUGUCCUUUCAGGGGCUGGGGCCAGCACAACUGCAGACACAAAGAGGACGCGGGAGUUCUCUGCUCAGGUCUGUUUUGUGAAUGCUCUCGUGAGCUGUGUUAUUAG